Lotus japonicus is the source of this 1860-nucleotide messenger RNA. RefSeq names its product transcriptional adapter ADA2a. Gene Ontology annotation, molecular function: zinc ion binding; transcription coactivator activity; protein binding. The transcript is spliced from 13 exons. Bases 68 to 1711 code for a protein of 547 amino acids. Gene Ontology annotation, cellular component: nucleus. The record is from RefSeq and is a predicted model, not a curated record. Gene Ontology annotation, biological process: chromatin remodeling; regulation of transcription by RNA polymerase II. NCBI's taxonomy places the organism in Eukaryota, Viridiplantae, Streptophyta, Magnoliopsida, Fabales, Fabaceae.
AUACAUACUUGUUGUCAAGGUUUGUUUCAAAGUUCAAACUGACUGACGGAGGAGUGACUGUGGAGAAAUGGGUCGCUGCCGAGCUGCGUCGCGCUCCGCCGAUGAUGACCCGAGGUCAAAGAAGAAAAAGGCUACUUUGAAUGUGGAGAAUUUAGAGACUUCAUCUGCAGGCCAAGAAAUAUCUGAUGGCAAGGCAUCUCUGUAUCACUGUAAUUAUUGCCACAAAGAUAUUUCAGGGAAGAUUCGCAUAAAGUGUGCUGUCUGUCAAGAUUUUGAUCUCUGCAUAGAGUGCUUCUCUGUCGGUGUAGAAGUGACACCUCACAAAUGUAAUCAUCCAUAUCGAAUUAUGGAUAAUCUAUCGUUUCCACUUAUAUGUCCAGAUUGGAAUGCAGAUGAAGAGAUGUUACUUCUAGAGGGUAUUGGAACGUAUGGAUUUGGGAAUUGGAGUGAAGUUGCAGAAUAUGUAGGAACGAAAAGCAAAGCUCAAUGUAUUGACCACUAUAAUGCUGUAUAUAUGAACUCACCCUGUUUUCCUCUCCCUGAUUUGUCUCAUGUUAUGGGAAAGAGCAGAGAGGAACUCCUUGCCAUGGCAAAGGAACAUGAAGCCAAGAAAGAAUUUCCUCCAACAGCAGAGCUUACUUUGAAAGAGGAAGCACCCUUCUCUGAUGGGAUAAACUCUGAAGAAUCUACGAAGGUAGGAACCACUAAUCAAACAAUGUCUAGGUUAACCUCAGCACGUGACAAAGCUUAUUCAAGUGCAAUUAAAAUGGCUUCCAAGAUGAGCCAGAAUAAUGAUGGAGUCAAGGUGGAAGUCGAACAUCAGGCUGGUCGGAGUAUUGGAGAGAAGAAACCUAAAUUUUCAGGGGAAGAUAGGCCUUAUAUGACAGAGUUUAGUGGAUACAAUUUUAAGAGAGAGGAAUUUGAAAUUGAAUACGAUAAUGACGCAGAACAAGUACUGGCAGAUAUGGAAUUUAAGGACACUGAUACUGAAGCUGAAUGUGAAACAAAACUGCGUGUGCUCCAUAUCUACUCAAAAAGGUUAGAUGAACGAAAACGCAGGAAGAAUUUUAUACUUGAAAGAAAUUUACUUUGUCCUGAUCCUUUUGAAAAAUCUCUCUCACCUGAAGAGCUUCAAAUAUGUCAGCGCUACAAGGUCCUCAUGAGGUUUCAAUCGGAUGAACAACAUCGGGAGUUGCUAAAAAAUAUUAUUGAAGAACAUCGACUUGUCAAAAGAAUUCAAGAUUUACAGGAAGCUCGACUUGCCGGCUGUGUAACUGCAGCUAAAGCUCAGGAAUUUAUUGAACACAAGAGGACAAAGGAAGCUGAAGAAAAGGGCUGCAAAGGAAUUGGUCAUAUUGGAACUGGUGCUAAGACGUUACAGAAGUCAAAUUAUCUCAAAGGAGAGCUUGAUAGUAGCCUACAAGGUCUUCACAAGGAUUCACGACCAACUGUCAUGGAGGCUAUCACAAGGUCGCUUGAAGAAUGGGAUAUCAGUGGAUUUGAAGGGGCUGAAUUAUUAUCUGAAUCUGAGAAAAAGCUUUGUAACGAGAACAGAAUUCUUCCAUCACACUACCUCAAGAUGCUGCAGAUCAUGUCAUUAGAAAUUUCAGAGGGCAGAGUAACUAACAAAUCUGAUGCACAUAGACUGUUCAAGGUAGAGCCAAGCAAGGUUGAUAGAGUUUACGACAUGCUUGUGAAAAAGCAAGGUUGAUAGAGUUUACGACAUGCUUGUGAAAAAGCAAGGUUUUCAAGCACAAUGAAAUUCUCUGUAAUGAUUAAAAGGCCAUUUUUGUACAUUCCUCUUCAUCGUUAUUUUGUCCCACAGAAAUGGGUAGAAGUCGCAUUAUUUCUCGUCGGUCA